AUGGAAGUAGAUCCAACUACAACAUCUGCUCCUGAAGCAGCACACCAAGAAUCCACAGACAGCACUAGCCAUGUAGACAACGAGUCAUCUGCCAUGGACAUCACUGCUGCUCCAGCAGACACUGCUACGUCAUCUACAGAGGAGGCAGCAUCCAACAUGGAUAACACUACCACUAACAGUCUCGGCGCUGAACCCAUCUCAAGAGUAAGCGAAGAACAGGAGCUCUAUCCUAUCGCUGUUCUGGUAGACGAGCUCAAAAACGAAGAUGUCCAAUUGCGUUUGAAUGCCAUUCGUAAUUUGGGCACGAUUGCCAUGGCUUUAGGCCCACAGAGAACACGAGAUGAAUUGAUACCUUUUCUUAAUGAUGGUAUUGACGAUGAGGACGAAGUGCUGUUGGCUGUUGCAGAGGAACUUGCCAACUUCUCUGAGCAUGUGGGUGGCCCUGAAUACGCUCAUUAUUUAUUGAACCCUCUAGAGAAUCUGGCUACUGUAGAAGAAGUGCUUGUCAGAGAUAAAGCUGUCGAGUCCAUGAACAAGAUUGUCAAGUUGCUGAACCCCUCGCAAAUCACACACUAUUUCUUGCCGCUAUUGAAGCGCUUGACUACUGCUGAUUGGUUUACUGGCCGUAUUUCAGCAUGUGGUUUAUAUGCUGUUGGAUACUCAAAGUGCACACCCGAACAGCAAAAUGAGCUGCGAACUGCAUUUGCUCAACUGAUUCAAGACGACACGCCCAUGGUCAAGAGAGCUGCUGCCAAAGCACUUGCUAAUUUCUCCAAAGAAUUGACCCAGCAACAACUGAUCAGCCAUAUCUUGCCAUUGUUUCUUCGACUCACCAACGACGAUCAAGACACAGUACGAUUAUUGACUGUGGAAGACUUGGUUCAGAUUGCAAAGAUGUUUACACCUGAUGAAUGCAGACAAUACUUGUUGAGCACACUUCGAUCUUUGGGCCAAGACAGAUCCUGGAGAGUGAGAUAUAUGGUAGCAACACACUUUAACGAGCUCUGUGAAGCAUUAGGCGAAUCCAUCACUCGUGAAGAAAUGGUGACAUUGUUUGUCAGUCUCAUCAAGGACAGCGAAGGCGAGGUCAAGAUACUGUCUAUUGGACAAGCACCCGCUUAUUCCAAACUGAUUGAUCAGCAAGUUGUCAUUGAUAAAAUUCUCCCCUGUAUGAAGGACCUUGUCAUUGAUACAAACCAGCAUGUUCGCGCUGCUGUGGCUACAAACAUCAGCGGAUUUGCACCCAUCUUGGGUAAAGAUUUGACUAUUGAAUACCUCUUACCUCUAUUCCUCCAACUACUCAAAGACGAUUUCCCUGAUGUUAGAUUAAACAUUAUAUCCAAGCUUGAAAAUGUAAACCAAGUCAUUGGCGUAGAGCGUCUCUCUCAAUCUCUUUUGCCAGCCAUUGUUGAAUUGGCCGAAGACAAACAGUGGAGAGUUAGAUUAGCCAUUAUAGAAUACAUUCCCCUCUUGGCAUCACAAUUAGGCGUUGGAUUUUUUGAUGAAAAGUUACUUGGAUUGUGUCUAUCCUGGCUGGGAGAUGCUGUCUUUUCCAUCAGAGACGCUGCAACAACCAACCUCAAGAAACUCGUCGAGAUAUUUGGAAACGACUGGGCCAAGGACACCGUUUUACCCCAAGUCAUUGAUAUGGCACACAACGAGAACUACCUGUAUCGAAUGACCACACUCUUUACGUUGUCGACAAUGGCCACCUCUCUUACACCCGAGAUCAUCAAGGAAAAGGUGCUUCCUACAGUUCUUGGACUGGUAGAUGAUCCCAUUCCAAAUGUCAGAUUCAACGUGGCCAAAUCACUGGAAGUCCUGGUGCCCAUCUUGAAGCAGCACUCCAAUGCAGAAGUAUCAUCCCACGUCAUUCAAGUGCUCGAUAAAUUAAGUAAAGACUCUGAUGUGGAUGUACGCUUCUUUGCCGAGAAAGCCUUGGUAUUAGCACAAAGCAACUAA
This is a messenger RNA of Mucor velutinosus, 1962 nucleotides long. Its product is annotated as Protein kinase of the Mitotic Exit Network. Gene Ontology annotation, biological process: protein dephosphorylation. Bases 1 to 1962 code for a protein of 653 amino acids. Gene Ontology annotation, molecular function: protein binding; protein phosphatase regulator activity. NCBI's taxonomy places the organism in Eukaryota, Fungi, Mucoromycota, Mucoromycetes, Mucorales, Mucoraceae. The transcript has 6 exons. Gene Ontology annotation, cellular component: protein phosphatase type 2A complex; cytoplasm. The record is from RefSeq and is a predicted model, not a curated record.